Armigeres subalbatus is the source of this 5884-nucleotide messenger RNA. Its product is annotated as proteasome-associated protein ECM29 homolog. Lineage: Eukaryota; Metazoa; Arthropoda; Insecta; Diptera; Culicidae. The record is from RefSeq and is a predicted model, not a curated record. The transcript is spliced from 9 exons. Gene Ontology annotation, biological process: proteasome assembly. Gene Ontology annotation, cellular component: cytoplasm; nucleus. Gene Ontology annotation, molecular function: molecular adaptor activity. Bases 152 to 5743 code for a protein of 1863 amino acids.
AUCGAUGAUUUUGACGUUUCGAUUAGUGCGAACGAAAAACAAAACAUUUUUCGCGACAAACUGUGCUAAGUUUUGCGUAAUUUUUCACAUUUUUCGAGAAAAUUUGACUGUAAAAGCAAUUGUAACAAAAGUUAAGCAAAGUUGAUUAACAAUGGGUUCAAACGCGCAAGAAGAAUUGGAACUGUUGGAGCGUGUCCUGCUGCGGCUCGGCUGUGCCGACACGGACGAACAGCUGCAAAACACGGUGACCAAGUUCCUGACGCCGGUGCUGAUCAAGAUCACUUCGCCCUCGGAGGCGGUCCGCAAGAAGGUGAUGGAAAUCCUGACGCACAUCAACAAGCGGCUCAAGUCGCGCAACCAGAUCCAGCUGCCGUUGGGCCCGCUGCUACAGCACUACCAGCAGUCCAGUUCGACGUUUUUGAUCAACUUUGCCAUCAUAUACGUGACGAUGGGCUUUCCUCGAUUGACGGUGGAGGAGCAAUCAGAAAUGGCUCCGCAACUGAUGAACUGUUUGGAGGGCAAACCGGAACCACAUCAGGAUAAAAUUUUGAUGCUUGUCCUUCCGUUGCUGGGUGAGAUCAAAAUUCCGGAAAAUCCGGAAAAUCGUUCGGAACUGUUGGGACUGUCGGGGAAGCCCCACACCAAGCAGCAGCUGUUGUCCAUUCUGAUGGAUGUUCUGCUGUUGCCGUACGGAACUACCCAGGACGGGGAAGUGCCGCCAGGAAUGAGCACUUACACGUUCAAGCGAGUUACGACUGAACAACUGAAGGCAGAAGAACUUGAACAGCUGAAAAAGGGAAUCGUGCGGUUCUUAUGUGGCGGAAUUUUCCCCGAGACUGAGACGUUGGCCCACUUGAUAGUGGCCUCGGCUGAUACGAGAUUUUCAGUUGCCACCCCUGCCAUUGUGGAGUUGAACAAGAUUUGCUCGUCGUUGGACUGGACAGAUCCGAAACUGUCGGCCCCGCUGUACACAUUGUUUUCGGGAAAUGGUUCCAAAAUACCGGACCGGAAAACAAGUCCUGUGAGCACUCGUGUUCGACAGAAGUUGUUUCAACAUUUGCUCAAGUGUCGUGGCAAUGGAAUCAUCACCGCGAAAGGAAUUCAGGUGAUUUUUGAAGCGUUGUUCGGAGACAAUACCAAUCAAAAGUGCAAGGUUCUAGCGCUACAGUUUGCUGACAAGUUGAUCACUAACGGCCAACCUGAUCUAAUCAACAAGUUGUCCAAAGUUCUGUUGACGGGCAUCUCGAAGCUGAUCGGCACAACAUCUGAAGAGGCAAACGAAGUGCAAAAUGCGGCGUACAAUGCCAUGGCGCAAUUGGCCAUCGUGUGCCCGACAACGGUCAAUCAGGAUGUCCAACUGGUGGCUUCCUACUUCGAUCAUCUCUCGCAAGCCCCUGUUGAGUUACAUUCGUCGAUUAGGGAAGCACUUGUGGCUUUGGCACAAGCGUUUGACUGGCGGAAGCAACCCAAAGGUGUGGCCGGCGAAACGGAACUGCCCAAGGGAGAAAAAGACCACGUCAUAACGGCCAAUGGCAGAUUUAUUCCCAACUCAAAUCAAAUACUCCUAUUGGGAUUGUUAGGUGAGAAGGCAGAAUCCAAAUUGACGAUUGUUCAAAACGUGGCUUCUGUAUUCUUGAUGACGUGCUUUCCGGAUUAUUACGUUCCCUCGAGAUAUUUGCUUCUUAUUAUCUGCGGUGGAAGUGCCCAACUGCGUGAAAUGAUGACGACCUAUUUGUAUGGAGUCUCCAAAAAAGAUCACAUUAACUACGGUUCGAUAAUCUCGGUAGACGACUACGAAGAAGACUGUUUGGAAAAUGAGCCCAAAAAUCCGUUUUCCGCGACAAAUGAACCCAAAAAGAUUGUUUUACCCGGCUUCCGAGAUAUGGUCGAAUACGUCGCGUUGAAGUCCGAACGUAAGAUUGCCACCAUCAUGGAUCGUCCUGGGUACGGGAAGAUUAAACUUCCGUACCAUUUUGAUACCUACAUAGAAGUGUUGGAUUACCUUAGGAUCUGUCUUUUGUUCAACGCUGGAGUCAAUACCCAUCCGAAUGACGACAAAGAAUUGAUCAAACUCACAGGUUUUCUCAAACAAUUUGUCGUUGAUUCAUCCAAUACCGCAGUUCUCCUCAAAUACAAUGAUCUGAUCCGCAGACUGAUAAUCGUCCGCAAAGGCAUCACCGAACUAACAUGCCUCUACGAUCUGGUCAACGGAGUUCCAGAGGUUCUCGGCUCGGAAAACAAGGAUCUUCUUCCAACUCUCAGCUCAUCACUCAAAGAAAUAUCUGAGCCCACCCGAGCUCUGAUCGCUAAAGUCUACGGAAUCUUGUUAGCCUAUAAUAGUGACGAACCAGAGCUGGAAUCUCAAAUCAAAGACCUACUUGCUCUAACUAAUAAGUCGCUAGAAAACCGCCACGGAUCAGUUCUUGCCGCGUCCAACGCUAUCCACCGUAAACUCCUUCUCACCCCAGACCUCCAAAACUGGCAGGUAUACAAAGACCUUGUCUCGCUCCUGAUCACCCUCCUGAACGAUCAACAGUCGCUCCUCCAGUCCGCCUCCAUCAAAAGUCUCAGCCUCAUUGGAUCCACCUCCAAGCUCCCCCUCGCUCCAACACCUCCGGCAGACAAAAUGGACUCCGAUGCAGAUACUCCCACCAAAACCUCCCUCUUCAAAUCACUCAUGACGCUCCUCCAGAGCGGCCACACCAAGGCAAAAAUCCGCGAAGACGUCGCCCACUGCCUGGGCUACCUCGCCGUUGGCGAUCCGGACUUUUUCGCAAAACGUCUCCUGGAGGAGCUGCUCGGACUGCUCAAAAUGACCAAAGACCCCGCGCUGCAUAUCGCCAUGGGACAGGCACUGGUCUAUACCCUGCAGGGUCUAUCCAACGGUGAUCGCCAGGCCGAUCAGGACACGCAAGGAAACGUGAGCGACGAAACGCUGACGUGGUUCCUAAUCGAAUUGGUUCGGAAGGUUAAUGAGCCGCAUGCCUACCUGAAGCAGGCGUGUGCCAUUUGGUUGCUAGCGAUCGUCAAGAACUGCACCAAGCGGAAGCCAAUCGUGGAGAAUCGGCAGAUUCUGCAGCUGGCUAUGACCGAUUUGUUGUCCGAGGAUAAUGAACUGGUUCAGGAUGUGGCAUCCCGCGGGUUGGGCAUAGUAUUCACACUGUCCAGCAAUGACGGUCAGGAGGAAUUGUCAAGUUUGCUGCUCGAUCAGUUGAUCGGUGGUAGACGCCAAGUGCAGAAAGUUACCGAAGAUACUAAGCUGUUCGAGGAAGGUGUCCUGGGCAAGGCACCGACUGGGGGCAACCUGACAACCUACAAGGAGCUGUGCAGCCUGGCCUCGGAUUUGAACCAACCGGAGAUGAUCUACCAGUUCAUGCAGUUGGCAAACCACAACGCCACCUGGAACAGCAAGCUGGGGGCGGCCUUCGGCCUGCAGUCGAUCUCCAAAACGGCCAAAUUGAAAAUGGAACCCUAUCUGGGCAAGAUUGUCCCGCGGCUGUUCCGUUACAAGUACGACCCGACGCCGAAGAUCCAGAACUCGAUGAUCAGCAUCUGGGACUCGGUAGUCAGCGAUUCGAAGGCCACUGUAGAGGCAUACUAUUGGGACAUUUUGGACGACGUUAGCAAGAACUUGACGUCGGCCGAGUGGCGGACUCGUAUCGCGUGUUGCCUCGCGGUGAGAGACCUGAUCAAGCGAAAUGCCGGGUUGAAACUGAGAUCGGAUGAUGUGAAGAAGAAUGGCGGAGAGGAGAUGGACGUGGACGAAAAGAGCGUGCCUGAGCCGGAGUUGGCGUUUUUGUGGAGUCAGUUGUUCAGAGUUAUGGAUGAUAUUCAUGAAGGAACGAGAAUAGCGGCAGAGGGAACCGCUGGCGCGUUAAGUAAAGUCUGUGUUGUGGCUGCUUCUAGUGAUCAUAGCAAAUCGGGACUGAAUGUGGCCAGUUCGAUUAUUCCGUUGUUUCUGGAAACCGGAGUUACGAAUACAGUGGCUGAGAUUCGGAAGCUAAGCAUCAAGACCCUGUCAGAUUUGAUCGAUUCGGCUGGAUCGUUGAUUUUGCCGCAUUUGAUCAGUUUGGUGCCGUGCUUGUUGCAAGCCACUGGGGAGCUGGAUUCCGCAAAGUUGACUUACCUUUCGACGAUGAUGGCCGGUCAGUCGGGGACUCAAGAAGUGGUGGAUUCGAUGAGAGCGGAGGCUGCUAAGCAGCACUACACCAUGGAGACGUUAUCCAAGUGCAUAAGACACAUCGAUUACCCGACGUUGGAGAAGAUGACUCCGGCGGUGCUGGACGUUAUGAAAACUGGUGUCAAUUUGGGAACAAAGGUAGCUUGCGCACAUUUUAUCUGUUUGGUUAGCAUCCAGUUGGGUACGCAAAUGCAACCAUUGACUGGAAAAUACUUGGGAUCGUGUUUCACAGGACUGUCUGAUCGAAACGCAACGGUUCGGAAGUAUUUUGCGUCUGCAAUUGGUCACUUGAUUGGUGCUGCAAAGGAACAAUCAAUCGUUCGGUUAUUUGCAAAACUUCAAGAACUAUACUUCGAACAACAGUCGAACAGAGCGGUACCUCUGACCAUCCAGGCCAUUAACAAGCGCCAUCAGGAGGUAUUGAAGGACUACUCUUCGAACAUUCUUCCGCUGAUGUUCUUCGCCAUGCAUGAAGAAGUCAACGAGGAUAACAAAGCCACGAUAGAGCUGUGGCAGGAGCUUUGGCAUGACAUCAAUACCGGAGAUGCUGGUUUGCGAAUGAACCUGGACGUUAUUCUUCAGAUUCUGGAGAGCAAGCUUAACGAUCCUUCAUGGUUGCUCAAAUCCCAGGCAGGAAAUGCAAUCAACACGCUGGCAACGAAGCUCAACACCAAUUUGGAUGAUUCUGUGCGAUUGAAGCUGAUCGAUCUGAUCUUGACGAAUGUUUCUGGGAGAACAUUCAAAGGAAAAGAAAAACUUCUCCAUGCUCUGGCAAGCCUUUGCAAAAAUCUCAAGAAGGACACCAACCAUUACGUGCAAAUUAUCGACGCUGUCAUGAAGGAAUGUCGCAAGGAAGAGCCUGUCUACAGAACUCACGCCCUCAAGUCUCUCGGCAACAUUUUGGACGAACUUAAAGAGGAUCGCUUCGAGGAAGUCUACAACAUGGUUUGGCAUCUAUUGGACAAGCAAGAUCUUUCGGACGGAGACAAGGACGAAAAGGAUGUCGUAUCGUCCGACGAGAAAAACAAACAGAUGCUGAUUUUUGUCAAUUUGAAGGAAACGGUUUGCGAAACGUUGGGCAAGGCGUGGCCCGAGCAUUCGACUGAGACGCAAAAACGCUACCAAGUGAUGUUCGUUGAGAAGUGCGUCCAAUGUUUGAAGUUGAACACUCGACCGGUGCAGAUGUGUUUGCUGCAAGCGUUGGGUCGGUUUCUCGAGAGGCUGCACCUGUUGCAGAAACCGAAAGACGAUCAGGUGGAAGUGAACCGGGAGAAGAAAGCCAAAGUUGAUUCGGAAGACGGUGAGAUUCUGGAGAACAUAUGCAAAACCGUACUGUCGGCCAUUGUGGAGGUGGCAGGAAUUCCUCACACUGGCCUGAAGAAGGAAGCCCUCAACAUCAUGUUGAUCUUGAUUAACAAGCUCAAAGCGAAAGAGUCAACGGUUAACGGGACUGAAAUAACGAUGGUUCGUCAGACAUUCGAGAAGAUUGUGACGUUGCUGCAGAAAGAUGCUGCACCGGAGGUGAAGUGUAGGCUGAAGGACAUUGAAGAUAAGAUUAAGUAACUUUUUUGAACAACCCGGCGUAAGUAUUGCAACUUUAGACAGAAAGUCUGUAGCACUCCCCUAAGGUGUGCUCUCCAUUACUUAACAUUUGCUCUUCAUUCAUUCAAAUAAAUAUCAAAGAUAGUGUUCUGAAAUGAAGAA